CUAGCAUCAAACUUCAAAGUAAAAACAAUUAAAGUGCCAAAAAUACAAAAGAUCUUUUAGUUACAGCUAUACUGUACAUAUAAAUUAUAUAAACAUGGAAGAAAUUUAUUUACAAAUUCGUGACAAAGUAUUCAAAGUAAAAAAAGAUGUUUUGUGUGAACAUAGCGACUACUUCCGCGCAAUGUUUAGCGGAAAUUAUGUAGAAAAUGAACAAAAACAAAUAUGUAUCGAUAUGUUAGAUCCCAACACAAUGCAUAUCAUUCUGCAGUACAUGCAAAUUGGUUUAAUAGAUCUUUCUGAAUAUACUUUGUCGACAAUUAAAGAAAUCACAAUUGCAGCAAACUUUUUACAAAUAACAGAGUUAAUAAAGCAGAUUGAAUACACUUUAGACAUCGGAACAUGUGCAUCAAAUUGGAUGGAGACAAUGGAUAUCGCUGAAAUAUCCUGUUUUCCAAAAUUGGAAAAAUUUUGUGUGGCAUUCGGAUUAUUUUCUUUUAAAUCCAUGAAGCCAGAAUAUGUUCUUAAUAUACACAAACUUGCUUGGUAUUUGUCCCAUCCUUAUUUAGACUCACAAAGUGAAUUAGAAGUUUUUAACUUUGGCCUGGAAUGGAUAUUCCACACUGAAACUGGAGCUGAUGCGCUUCUCGUUAUAAUUGGUUGUUUAGACAUGAAAAAAGUUUCAACUCAAGACUUGGAAGAAAUAAAAAAAUGUAUGAAAGGUUUUGAAAACAGUUUAGCGGCUAAAGUCAUUGAUCUACUUUAUGAUUUGUCGGUUAAUAACCUUGAUUUAUCAGAAACAAUUUUAAACAAACAGAAAAGUGAAUUAUGUGAAAAGUUCACACAGAGAGUUUGGACUGAAACUUUAGAUAUUAUAAAGGAGAGUAAGACACGAUGUUUGCAGUACACACCAGUUAUACCCUUAUGGCUUCUUAAAGAUGGAAAACCAGAAUUACUACCACAUUCUAUGUACACUUAUUAUCAUGGUAGAGGUUUUGAACAAUGGUUAGAAGUUGCUGACAAAAAUUUAUGGGGUUGGAGUGUUGUGGCUUGGGGCUUGACAAAACUUGUAAUAGUAUGUGGUGAGCAUGGCCGAGGCACGGGUAUGUUUAUGAGAGAUGUUAAGGUUUAUGACACACUCAGGAAAGAGUGGACCAGACAUGGUGUUAAUUUACCACAGAGAAGACAUGCAGGCCUGGCCGUUAUUGGAGAUUCUCUUUACAUUGCCGGAGGUGUGGGUGGGUUUAGGGUAGUACUAGAUACAGCCAUUGUAUAUGAUUUAAAACAAAGAUCAUUUAGAAAAAUUUCACAAAUGCCAGAUGCUUUACAAAAUCCUGCACUGUGCUCACAUAACAACAAAGUAUACGCUGCAGGACAGAAAAGUAUAUAUUGUCACGAAGAUACAGGCACCUCAGACUUUUGGAGGAAAGUCGUGGAUACAGAAAUGAGGAUGAGUUGCAUCAGAUCUUGCAAAGAAUACAUUUAUUGUAUACAAGGUUAUUUCAGUAACCUAUACAGGUUCAUGCCAGGUGUUGAAAAGAAUUUACAAUUGAUUACCUAUUUUUCUAGUCUUCCGGCAACCAUAUGCAAUUUAGGAGAGAUACUUUAUAUAUUUACAUGGACUAUUUGCGGACAAUGCGACGUUUUAACAGUAGAAGAAUUCAAAGCAAAGCGCACAGUCGAAAAACCUAAGGUUCUGUUCACACAAUCCGAUAAUUGUAUGAGGGUUAAUGAUGUAGCAGGAUCUUGUUCAUUGGUUAUGUCAGCACCACCAUUGUAUAAAGAGCUUUCAAAAUAUCACAAGCGAUAUUUAGCGAGGUAUCCUGAUCCUGUAUGAAUAUAAUAUCUACAGUGGCAAAUGGUUUUUCUUUCAUUUUUCAUAUUCAUAUUAAGAAUAAUACCUUAAUACGUUUUAAAGAAAAAAAUAUUCAAUGUAUAAAAAUACUAGUCGAUGAACACGGAUUCGCCCACGGGGGCGGGGGGGACAGUGGUAAGGUGUUUGAUACACUAUGUCCUUUUCUGUAUUCCUGAUAAAUUUCGUGGUGACCAGUUACAUAAUUAAGACGCGAGAGCGUAACAAACUUUCGCAUUUAUAAUAUUAGUUAAGAUGAUAAUAUACAAAAUAAUAGACAUAAACUAAAAUCUAGAAGUAUUACAAUUUAUUCCCAAUCCCAAUCAGAGUGUUAAUGUAACAAACAAUAUACGAGCAUGAUAUCCCAACGGUCUUUUUAAUGUGUACCAAAAACAAUGCAUAUUGCUAAUGUAUGUGACCAUGACAUCCGGGUGGGUGACUUUUAGUGAUGUAAGGUUGAUCGUUUCCACAAUGUCGACAAAAAAAAUCGGCGGAUAAAAUCAGCUGUAUUGUGGAAGGCAAAAUACUACCAUAUUUAAAUUAUGGGAGAAUUAUAUAAUUUUUAAUUUAUCUGUUAAUGUAACAGAUUAAAGCAAUCUAUCUUUGAAUUUCUUUAUAUGGUAUGAACUAUAAAUCUGUUCACUCACGAAGACGCGUGCCUCUAUGUUAACUUAUCGGCAUGCAUUAACAAAUAAAUAUAACAUAUAUAUAUAUAU
Molecule: messenger RNA, 2565 nt
Organism: Vanessa atalanta (red admiral)
Lineage: Eukaryota; Metazoa; Arthropoda; Insecta; Lepidoptera; Nymphalidae
Product: kelch-like protein 10
Exons: 4
Coding region: 95-1834 (579 amino acids)
Molecular function (GO): protein binding
Source: RefSeq, a predicted model, not a curated record